This is a messenger RNA of Varanus komodoensis (Komodo dragon), 2843 nucleotides long. Its product is annotated as N-acetyllactosaminide beta-1,6-N-acetylglucosaminyl-transferase-like. Bases 1 to 1242 code for a protein of 413 amino acids. The record is from RefSeq and is a predicted model, not a curated record. The transcript is spliced from 3 exons. Lineage: Eukaryota; Metazoa; Chordata; Lepidosauria; Squamata; Varanidae. Gene Ontology annotation, cellular component: membrane. Gene Ontology annotation, molecular function: acetylglucosaminyltransferase activity. Gene Ontology annotation, biological process: transforming growth factor beta receptor signaling pathway.
AUGCUGCUGCCGCGGAAGCCCCUCUGCGUCUCCGCGAUGCUCCUGCUGAGCGGCCUCGCCGCCGUGCUGGUCCUGCGCCACGGCCAGGCGCCCUCGGCGGAGCGCGCGUCCCGGCGGCAGCAGCAGCAGCCGCGCCAGCAGCGCCGGGAGAGCGCUCACCUGCGCCGCGCCUGCGAUGCUGUGGCCGGCGGCGAGAAAGCCUUCGUCUGGGGGAGCCCCCUCCGGACGUCCCUCGCCGCGUCUCCCGCUUGCCCGGAUUACGCGGCGGGCAGCCACUACCUGACCGGCCCGCUGUCCGCCGAGGAGGCCGCCUUCCCCUUGGCCUACGUGAUCACCCUCCACAAAGAGUUCGGGACCUUCGAGAGAGUCUUCCGGGCCAUCUACGCGCCCCAGAACGUGUUCUGCGUCCACGUGGACGAGAAGGCGCCCGCCAGCUACAAGCAGGACGUGGAGAAGCUGCUGCAGUGCUUCCCCAACGCCUUCCUCGUGUCGAGAGCCGAGCCGGUCAUUUACGCCGGCGUCUCCCGCCUUCAGGCCGACCUGAACUGCCUGAAGGACCUGCUGGCGCACGAGGUCGAGUGGAAGUACGCCCUCAACAUGUGCGGGCAAGACUUCCCCCUGAAAACCAACAGAGAGAUCGUCCGGCACCUGAAGGGGUUUAAGGGGAAGAACAUCACCCCCGGCGUGCUCCCGCCUCCGCACAUCACUGCCAGGACCAAAUACGUGUACAAGGAGUACAUGAGCAAGCAGGGUUCGUACAUGAAAAGGACCUCCACCCCCAAAUCCCCUGCGCCCCACAAUCUGACCAUCUACUUUGGCUCUGCCUAUGUUGCCCUCACAAGGCCCUUUGUGGAGUUUCUCUUUGGAGACAAACGGGCCCGAGAUCUACUGGAAUGGUCCAAGGACACCUACAGCCCCGACGAACAUUUCUGGGUGACACUCAAUAGGAUACCAGGUGUCCCUGGUUCCAUGCCAAACGCUUCAUGGGAAGGUGAUCUGAGAGCUGUGAAGUGGAGCUCUGAUGAAAAGAACCACGGUGGAUGCCAUGGUCAUUAUGUUAGGGACAUCUGUAUCUAUGGAACUGGUGACCUGAAGUGGCUACUAAACUCCAAAAGCCUAUUUGCUAACAAAUUUGAGCUCGGAACAUACCCACCUACCAUGGAGUGCCUGGAACUGACACUUCGGGAAAGGGCAUUGAACCAGAGUGAGGUGCCAGUGGAACCAAACUGGUACUUUCAGUAAAAUACCUAAAUGAUGGACAGAAAUGAUAAUGCAGAGCCAGCUUUCUGGAAGAACCAUGUUGCCUUGAAGUUAUGCUUCUUUAAAGAUGUUCAAUACGGGUAUUUUUCCUAAUAUCUUGAAUAACUUUUGCACUAUGGCUGAAAUAAGAUUUCAGGGCAAUGUUAAAUUUUCUUAACAUUUUAAAAAUGUGCAUCCCAUACUGGAACUGCAUUAUCUAUCCUCCCCAAGUGCUCAAGUAUAUUAUUUGUUAAUACUUUGAGAACCAUUCUGAUUAACUUGGGGACCAUGAUUUCCGAUUGCUAGCUGGUGAGUUAGAGUUUGAACUUUGCUAGGGUCAGGCCUUGCCAAGUGACCAUAUAGGUGAGAAGAAUAAAAAUGAUACGUCUCUUUGGAAGAUCGUUUGAUGGGACUUCAUCGUCAAACUCCAGAGUCCUAUCACAUCACUCAAGCCUUCAGAAAUAUGAUUCAAGGACUGGCAGGAUUCUUCCCUUGAUCUACAAUGGAAGGAGAAAAGGACCCAUAAACUACUGGAAAAUUGUCUCCCAUCUUUAACAGUGGGAAUCUCAUGUGUGUGACAAGUUAGUGGACGAGUGCCAGGGUAGGUAUGUGGGACAGCAAAAUAGAAAACUUAGAAGAAUUAUUGCACAGUUGUCUGUUUACAUUUGGCCAUGUUUAGUUUGGCUGCAUAAUAACUCCAGAAAUGAUGAAGGAAAGCGAAAUGCACAGGAACAAGUCAAUUGUUGGAGGAGGGAUCCAUUUUUGAGUUAAAAUGUUGCACCAGUUUUGACACUGAUAGGGCCAGCUUUCCCUCGCCCAGUGCCCUCCAGAUUAGUUGGAUGUGUGUGUUGUCCCAUUCAUCCCCAGGUGCCAUGGCCCUUGAUGGGGAAUUGUAACCCUGCACAUCUGGAGGAGACCCGACUGGGAAAGGCUGGAUUCUUGCAUGUUACCUGUUUGGUUAAGGGGGAACCCACUGCUCUGGGUUCAGUAGGAACUCAGAGACCAAAUGUCCAUUUCAUACAGUUUGGAGAGAAAACUGAAAUGGUGUCACCAGUGUAUGCUUGAAGUCCUGGUCUAAAUAAAUAAAUAAAUAAAACUCAGAAUUUUUUUCUCUCUCCAAACUUUACAGUUGUGAGACGAUAUGUUUUAUUGUCGUUGAGGCUGGAAUUUUACGGAGAAAUAUUUUGCCAAUGCAAAAUUUCCACCAGCUUUUCAUUUGGUAUUCACUGUGAGCAUGAAGAUGGUGUAUAGAAUAUGGGGCCUAAAUGGUGUUUUAAUAAAAUAGCCACACUUACAGCAACCCUCCAAUUCAAGAUACAUCUCCAGUUAGCCUUUUGCUGGUAAAAAUGUUGCCAGUAUCUCAGUUAUGGUCUGUUUUUCUAUUAUCAAAAUAACUGAAAUUAAGUCUUCUCACAAUCAGACACAUUUAAUUUUAUUUUUUCAAUUCAUAAAUGCAAUCGUUUGUUGUUAAAUUAAUCAAAUAAAAAGAACACUCACCAAACAGGCUUUAAGAAAAUUCCUUUACUACUGCUUUACGUAAAGAUUUCCAGCUUUUCAGCAAGGCAUACAACGUUGCUUCUAACACCAACAAGGUUGCAAUGAGG